Molecule: messenger RNA, 3838 nt
Organism: Chinchilla lanigera (long-tailed chinchilla)
Lineage: Eukaryota; Metazoa; Chordata; Mammalia; Rodentia; Chinchillidae
Gene: Nolc1
Product: nucleolar and coiled-body phosphoprotein 1
Exons: 13
Coding region: 62-2236 (724 amino acids)
Cellular component (GO): nucleoplasm; nucleolus
Molecular function (GO): protein binding
Source: RefSeq, a predicted model, not a curated record
AGAGAGCCUGAGUUUAGCGUCGCCCUUCCGCUGCGACGGCAGUGACGCGUAUUGCCAGAGGAUGGCGGACGCCGGGUUGCGCCGCGUGGUUCCUAGCGACCUGUAUCCCCUCGUGCUCGGCUUUCUGCGCGAUAACCAACUCUCGGAGGUGGCCAAUAAGUUCGUCAAGGCGACCGGCGCUACGCAGCAGGAUGCCAACGCCUCCUCCCUCCUGGACAUCUAUAGCUUCUGGCUCAAGUCCACCAAAGCCCCAAAGCGGAAGUUACAGGCAAAUGGACCAGUGACCAAGAAGGCUAAGAAGAGCAGCUCAUCCAGUGACAGCAGUGAGGACAGCAGCGAGGAGGAGGAACAAGUUCAAGGAGCGCCAGCUAAGAAGUCUGCUGUGUCUGUGCCUGCCAAGCGGGUCAGUCCGCCUCAGCGUCCUGGAAAGGCUGUGGCCAAAGCUUCAGAGAGCAGCAGCAGUGAAGAAUCCAGUGAUGAGGAUGAGGAGGAGGAGGAAGAGAAGGAGGACAAAAGGAAAACCGCUGUCCAGCAGAAGGGAGUUAAACCCCAAAAACCCCAAGCCAAGGCAGCCAAAGCUCCUCCUAAGAAGGCUAAGAAGUCUGAGUCUGAUUCUGACUCAAGUUCAGAGAGUGAGGCACCAAAGAGCCAGAAGCCAAAGACAGCACCUGUGGCAGCGAAAGCCCCAGCCAGACCAGGUGCACCAGCUCAAACAGCGCCUAAGGUGACCAAUGGCAGAGCUGCUGCCAGCAGCAGCAGCAGCAGCAGCAGCAGCAGCAGCAGCAGUGACGAUUCAGAGGAGACAGCAGCAGCCAUCCCCAAGAAGACUGCAUCUAAAAAGCAAACUGUGACCAAGACCCCUGUGAAAGCACCCAUCGUAGCAACCCAGAAGAGUUCCAGUAGUGAAGACUCCUCCAGUGAAGAGGAGGAGGAGGAGCAGAAAAAGCCCGUGAAGAAAAAAGCAGGUCCCUACAGUUCCGUGCCCCCGCCCUCUGCUCCCCCACCAAAGAAGCCUCUGGGAGCGCCCCCUGAGAAGGCUGUGGAGAAGCAGCGUCCAGAGGCAAGCAGUGAGGACAGCAGUGACGAGUCUGAUUCAAGUUCUGAGGAAGAGAAGAAACCCCUAGCCAAGGCAGUCACCUCCAGGGCAGCCGCUAAACCAGCUCCAGCAAAGAAGGCAGAAGAGAGCUCCUCAGACAGCUCAGACUCUGACAGCUCUGAGGAUGAAGCUCCUUCUAAGCCAGCCAGUAGCUCCAAGAAUUCCUUAAGUAAGUCGGCUGCCACUCCUAAGCCACCUGCGGCUAAGCCAGCAGCUGCCACUCCCAAGCAGCUUGCGGGCAGCAGCCAGAAGUCUCUGACCAGAAAGGCUGACAGCAGCUCCAGCGAGGAGGAGAGCAGUUCCAGUGAGGAGGAGAAGCCAGAGAAGACCGCGGCCGCCCCUAAGGUGAAGGUGACUGCCAAAGCAGCACCGUCGCUGCCUGCCAGACAGGCUGCUCAGGCUGGAGGGGGCAGCAGCUCCGACUCCGACAGCUCCAGCAGUGAGGAGGAGGAGGAAGAGAAGACGUCCAAAUCCCUGGUCAACAAGAAGCCCCAGAAGGCGGCAGGAGGGGUAGCCCCAUCAAAGGCAGCCUCUGCCAAGAAAGCCAGGGCCGAGAGUAGCAGCAGUUCUUCCUCUGAGGAUUCUAGUGAGGAGGAGGAGGAGGAGGAGGAAGAGGAGGAGGAGAAACCCAAGGGUGGGGCCGCUCCUCGGCCCCGCACGCCGAAGACCAAUGGCACCUCGGCCGCAACUGCUCAGAAUGGGAAGGCCGGCGAGGACACUGAGGAGGAGGAGGAGGGGCGGAGGAAGAAGGCGGCAGUGGUCACCGCUAAGCCAGGUUCAGGGAAGAAGCAGAAGCAGAAGCAGAAGGAGGCAGUCAGAGAGGCGGAGACGCCUCAGGCCAAGAAGGUUAAGCUCCAGACCCCCAACACGUUUCCGAAAAGAAAGAAAGGAGAAAAAAGAGCAUCUUCCCCGUUUCGGAGGGUCAGGGAGGAGGACGUUGAGGUGGAUUCCCGGGUGGCAGACAACUCCUUUGAUGCCAAGAAAGGUGCAGCUGGAGACUGGGGGGAGCGGGCCAACCAGGUCCUGAAGUUCACCAAAGGCAAGUCCUUCCGGCACGAGAAGACCAAGAAGAAGCGAGGCAGCUACCGAGGGGGCUCCAUCUCCGUCCAGGUCAACUCCAUCAAGUUUGACAGCGAGUGACUGGAGCCCUUGGAGCAGGGAUGUGGGGGCGGCCUCUCGCCUGAGCUGGCCCGGGUCCCUCUGCUCUGGCGGGCUCUUGAGGACAGAGGUUUAGAGUAGGUCCUGAGCCUGUGCAGCGUGAUGUCCUCGAUCCUUUUCUGUGUCCUAGGUUUUGUACAGGUUUGGCUGUUUUGUUUUUUUGAGUGUUGAAUAUCAGGGACAAGGUAAGAGGAACGUUGUUUUUAAAGAAAAUACAUUUUAGUUGUUCCCUUGUUCUGUGGAAGUCCUCAUGCUGCAGAGUUUGUAUAUUUUAUAUUAAAUGAUUCUCAUUGAUUUGUGUUGUGAUUUUCAAAAGUGGGUUCCCACAGAUAAAAUCAUAGCUAUUGCUCAAGACACAGUAAAGAAUCAAAUGAACGACUGUUCAUAAUUAGAGCUUUUCUGCCUGUGCCCCUAGAGCCUGGCGGGGCCAGUUAGAAGCCGCUCACGAGUCUGCGAGUCGAGCAUGCGCUGUCUCAUUCUCACCCGUGGUCUGGGGCAGAAGGGUCAGCCAGCGUGGAGGUAACCCAACUUUUUUCAGAUAAAAUUCAGUUUGGUUAGAGAAACAACUCUGUGGUGUGAAUGGGAUGGGUCAGUCAUGUUUUCUGUAAUUUUGUCAUGUAUGUUUGCAAUACACUUGGUUUUAAUUUAAAAGCAAUCUUUUUCUACUGUUCAAAGGCAUUUGUUGGGGGCUGGGGAUUUAGCUCAGCGGCACAGUGCCUGCCUGGCAAGCGCAAAGUCAUGAGUUCGAUUCCUGGUACAGGAAAAAAAAUACCAAAAACCAAAAAAAAAAAAAAAAAAAAGGCAUUUGUUGACAGCUUGGCCCUUACAGUCGUGUACUAAGCUGAAGACUGCAUCUUCCCUUUUUUACAGCAUUGAGAACAAAACAGAACUAGCUUUGUGUGAGCAGCUUUUUACUCGGUGUUUCUGUCUUGAUAACGGUGGAAACCCAGAAUUAGUUCCGUUCCUCGUGGUUGAGAGCUGCUUAAUCAGAAGGCAUGGGAGGAAAGGAACGGCCAGAGAACCUCAGUUCUCAGUAGCUGGUUCCUGGGUGAACUUGUAGGGGAGCCCUGUGUGCGGACAGCUGAGGUGGGAAGGGGUUGGGAGCGCCCCUGCCAGGGUCACCGCCUGGAGCUGAUGGCUCUGGCCUCACCAGGGGAGCUCAGGCCCGCCAGCAGGAUUGGGGUGCGGCCCCGUGUAGAGUGCUUGCCUCGGUGCACCAGGCCCUGGUGGAGUCCUCGGCGCUGCACAUGCAGAACCCAGGGCCAGGGAGCAGAGGCCCAGCUCCUGGGCGAGCAGGCGCGGGAGGCGGUGGUGGGCCGGCUGCUGAGCCCGGCUGGGGCAGUCGGCAGCUCUGGAGGGUGGGCCGGCCCUGUCCUGCGGGCGUGCCUCAGGCUUUUGUGGGUGAUGCGGAGUCUGAAGCGUAGCUUCCCUUUGCUUGGACUCAACACAGAAUAGUGCGACAAAAUUUGGUUUUCUGCGUAACUGGGAAGAACAUGCGUCUGUCAUUCGUGCUGACGUGGGUACUUCAGUCUGCAUGGGAACAGUUCUGUGUUACUGCCAAACAAUAAACCGGCUGGUUUGUAA